AUGCCCUCUCCUGCCCUUUCAUACUCCCCGUCGGUGCCCCAUAUGCCCGCCAACACCAUCCACCUCGAGAACCUCGUCUUUUCCUAUGAACAUGUCCGCGCAAGACUGCAAAAGUUGCCACCCAUAGGCAGAGGCUCGCUUGACCCGUCGCCCACUUCGUCCAUCACAAGCAGCAGCAGCUCCGCCUCGGCCUCGUCCACCCAAGAGGACGCCUUUUUCUCUUCCCGCUCGCGCGUUGUCCGAUUGCAUAAUCUACCUGCGAUGGCGGAGGCGUUCUUGUCUGCGGUGUUUCUCCCGCAUAACGCUAUGGAGCAGCGCACUGCGAGUGGAAUCCCGGUUCCCGUGUCGAUGUGGGAGCUGCGAGAAGACGCGGCGAGCGGGAGACGGGACAGCGUCUGGGCUGUGUUCCGCACCCACGAAGAGGCCUGUGCUGCCCUCGCACUUUCUGGGCGAGCAAUGUCCGUCGCUACCGCCCUGGAGGCUGAUCUCGAACCGUUUCACAAACUCCAUCGCUUCGUCCUCAGGGAUCCCCUGCUCUCACAGGCGUCUAACGCUCUUGCUACCGCCUCAUACAAUAACAAUAGCACUAGCCAUAUCGCGCCUUCUUCUUCUUCUUCCUCCUCCUCCCCCUCCGCCGUUCUCGAUCUCACCGACCUCCCUCAACUCCGCGUCUCGUCUUCGCUUUCUGACCUCAAAGCCCCCGUCUCACUCUCUCCAAUGUCUGCCACCGUGAAUGGCAAGGUCUCAUCGGGCGAAUAUACCCUCUCCACCAACCCCCCGAACCCCAAGACCAGCUUCAGACUGGGCGACUGGAUGAGUGGCGACGCGGAACCACAUCACCCACUCGACGUCUCGUUUCGUCUCGUCUCGUCUGAAAUUCUAUUUUGGAUAGACUUUGACUCUGGCCGCUCCUGCAACUCGCCGAACUGUGCCGCACAUAACUUUGGGUCCAAUAACAACAACAGCAACAACGGCGCCGCCGGGAAUCCGAGUGGGGCGAAUAUGAACGGGAACAUUAGCGGAAUGCCACAGCAUCAGCACCAGCACCUCCUUCAACAACACCAGACACAGACGCAGUCGAUGACCACUCGCGCCGCGCCGUCCCCGCGCUUCAACGCCAUGGCGAACGGCGGCAAUGUGUAUUACUCGUCGGGCCCACUCCCGCCGCAUACGACGUUCCACCACCAGCAACAACAGCAGCAGCCACAACAGCAGCAACAGCACCAGCACCAGCAACAGCAGGGUGCGGCGCAGAGGGAGCUGCAUCAUCAGCAUAGCCAUCCGCACUUGAACCUCCACCCGACCAUUGGGCAGCAAUCGCGCGCGCAGAACCCCCCGCCGUCGCCUUUUAAUGUCACCGCUGCGUCGACCUCGUCCUCCAAUGCCACUUCGUCGUCGUCUGCAGCAGCCGCGGCCGCGGCGGCGGCAGCAGCAGCUUCGGCGGCAGCGGCAACAGCGCAUGUGCCCAAGUCGACGCAUCCGCUGUUGACACCGUCCGGCCGCGCGUUUGCGAUAGGCGGCAAGGUGCAGAAUAUCUCGAGCGAUCCUUUGUCCCCUUGCAUCAUGUAUUGGCCUGAUAACGAGCCUUUCCCGGAGCAGGGUCAGAUCAGACCCAACGGUCUCAUUGGCGUCGCUCAACCGCCUAUUCUGAAUACAGGCAAUCGCGGGCCUAUUUCGCAUCAACCAGGGGACUGGAUUUGCCAGAAAUGCAACUACCUCAAUUGGCGACGUCGAAAGGUCUGCCAGACGUGUCUUCCUUAUGCGGAGGGGAAUGGCGAUUCGAUCUCUGCAGCGGUGCAGGCGGAACGCAUCGCCCUCCUCACCUCCGUUCUUUCGCAGACCCAGAUCAACGGCGGAAAUCUGAACAUCCCAAGCGCGCAUCACGGGCAGCAUGCGCCUGCACCCCGCUCACACUCGCUCACCCCGCCUCAAGCGCGCCGGCCCUUCAUCGACGUCUCGCCGCCCCAUCAGCCACAACAGCCACAGCCACAACAGCAACAGCAACAGCAGAUGCCGCAACAUCACUCGCUUAACCGGCCCGUGCACCGCUCGCAGUCGCACUUUGCGCUGGGGCAGCAGUAUGCGGCGCAUGCGCAUCUCCAGCAGCAGCAGCAGCAGCAACAGGCGCCGGUUAGCCCGCCGUUUACGGCGUCGAGUCCUAUAUACCAGACGUCGGGCAUCCGACAGCCGUCCCCUCUCCCGCCCCAGGCCCCGCUAUACUCUACCGGCCCGGGUGUUGCGCACCUUCACCGUAACACUAUUGCGGGGACUACGCCGGCGAGCGUGAGCAACCCUCUGGGCUCGCGCGCGCUUAUGGAUCACCACCGCACACCGAUCGGUGCUGUUGGUAUGAGUAGUACUUCUACCACCACCACCACCACCACGAUGACGAGCAGCGCGAGCACGACUGUGCGCAGCUCGCCCAUCUCGGUGCAUGCACCCGCGCCCGCGCCACUUCUCCCGUCGUUUUUACAGGACAUCGUACAGUCCCCUGCGCUCUCGCCGACGUCGACGACGACGACGUCAUCUGCGGACCUCUCGUCUGUGGAAGAGUACGAAGACCAGUUCCAGCUUCCCUCUAGCGUUUCCGGUGCGGGUGCGGGUGCGGGGGUGGUGGGAGACGGGAUCACAAUGCGCCCGAGUGUCUUCGCCCCGCGCGCGAGAGGGGAUAGUGGGUCGUCCGCUGCGUCUUCGGGCUCGAGCGUUGGUGUGGAUUCGGCGGCGAUUGCGAAUAUCUGGAGACUUGAUGGUGAAGAGAGCAAGUCGCUCUCGGCGUUCCCGCUCCCGAACCAUCAGGAGCUGGUGGGCGCGCGCAAGUCAAGUGGGGAGAAGCUGCGUGUGUAG
Molecule: messenger RNA, 2844 nt
Organism: Psilocybe cubensis
Lineage: Eukaryota; Fungi; Basidiomycota; Agaricomycetes; Agaricales; Agrocybaceae
Exons: 11
Coding region: 1-2844 (947 amino acids)
Source: RefSeq, a predicted model, not a curated record